Messenger RNA from Bemisia tabaci, 1785 nucleotides. RefSeq lists its product as uncharacterized. The record is from RefSeq and is a predicted model, not a curated record. NCBI's taxonomy places the organism in Eukaryota, Metazoa, Arthropoda, Insecta, Hemiptera, Aleyrodidae.
GCUUCCUUUCACACUCAGUCUGACGGUUCUUUUCUGUUUUGCACACUCAAUGUGCGGAUAUGCAAUACAUGCUCACUUUUUUGAACAUCUCAGGCUGUUAAGCCCAAAAACUUUUCAUUUGAUUACAAACACAUGAAAUGUUGACUGACAAAAUGGCUUCAAUCAACAUCGCUGACUUGAACCUUCAAAAUCCUGUUGAAGUUGCCAGUAAAUUAAUGUCGCAAAAAAUCAAAGAAAAUCAAGAAAAAUUGAAGAUGCUCCAGGCCAAGAAACCUGUCUAUAACUUUGAUACUGACAAACAUGUUCUGAAAAAAGUCAACAUUCCUUUUGCAGAAAAGCUGUAUCAAGAUUUGAUUGAUUUAGAGGUCAAAGACAGUGACGUCUUGAAAGAAUGCUCAUCUCAACGUCUGAAACCAGUCCCUGUAAAAAAGGAUCCGGAACCAAACCUUGAAGACUUUUAUCAGCCCAAUUUCAAUGAAGAAUUUUGUUACAAACUGCCACAAUACACACCAAGUCUUAAGAAACUCAGGGAGUAUGAUGGUUAUAGCAUCUCCAGUAAAUUUAAAUGCGUUCUUGACUCAUAGGUGGAGAGUAAAAAAGCUGCUGAAAAGCUUCAACUGAAGUGCAAGUACCCGUCGUGGAAUUGGGGAACUUAAACUGAAUUUAUUAGUCCCAGAUUGAGGCUCUUGGCUGGAAAGUAAACUGAUUGCCUUCUUGAUGGAAAUCUCUUUCAAAUUCCAAAGAUAAUUAACCGAACGUUGAGUCUUUGUUGGAAUCAUCAAGUGUAAUCGAUUAGUUUAGCUGCGUCUCAUAGUCUAAUUACAUCCAAUUAAUUUGAUAAGGUUGCUACUAUAUGUUCUGAGGAUGCCAUUCCAAAUAAUUUAAUAGCUAAAAGUUGAAUUUCAAAAGCAGUAAUUAUUGCUUGAGGAAAUAAGCACUGGAGUAAUGGGAUUGAAUUCUAAUGAAUAUGACCAAAAAUCACAUCGAGUUGAAACUAAGGGAAAAUGGUUUGAAGUUUUUCGCCUCCCUGAGACCCCGUGUCGAGGAUAAAAUUUAAACCUUGUUUACUUUAAUUGUAACCUACUCAGUAUAUUUUUUCAAGAUUUUGAAUUUUUGACAGGAGGAAUAGUAACUCUAAACUAUAAUUCUUAAAUUUUUUUUUCUUUGAAUUGGAACUUGGUUGCUUUCUAUUUAAUAGACCACUUGCUAGGGUCAGAAUAAAAGAUCACGGUGUAUAUAUUUUUUCAUACAAAUUUUGCGCUGAGAAUGGUGAACACCUUGAAAUCAACUCUUGUGUGAGAAAUCAACGCUCUCUGUAUUUGUCAAUUUAAACUCGCCAUUGCUGACAACCGAAAGUCUUCUUGGGUUGAAUCAGUCACAAUAUUAGUUUGCUCCAUAGUAAAAUUAUUUUUCCAGAGAAAUUUAAAAUAAUUGUGUGUCAUAAGGAGAUUGGAAAUCUUUUGUGAAACCAAACGGCAUGCCAAUUUCUUUGUCAUUUGCCACUAGUAUAGAUUUGUUUCUUAAGGCCAAUUUGGACUGAAUUGAUUUUUCUUUUCUCACAAACAUGAGGUUUAAAUUUAUUGAGUUUAAUCUUUGUGAUAAAUGUCGAUUUCCAUUUCAUAAGUUAAUUUUGGACAUUUUAAAAUGUUCAAUGUGAUCUGCAUCAAAUUUUAAUGAGAAAGCAAAACCCGCAGUACAUUAAUUCUUAUCUUUUCUGUAGAUCAAUUCGAUCCAAUUGAGUUGUGUUUGUACGGCAGGACGCAAAUAACAAUAAGUUCUUCACUA